AUGUUCGAUUCGGAGCUACAAAAACCAGUUAUUGUGUCUGAAAACAACAUCGGCGGAACUGUCCAGCAACAGUUUAGUUCUGUGGUUGAUGUUUUCAGGUAGAGAUUCUAACCUCUUCACCCUCGUACCAAAUUUUCAGACAAAACUUUGAAAAAGGUCUAGAAACGGCAGGCGCCUCUUUCGCUGUCUAUCAUAAAGACAGACUACUGAUAAACCUAUACGGAGGGGUGCGGAAUGUGGAAAAAAAGCAACCGUGGGUGGAAGACACCACGUCGGUGAUCUUUUCGACGACUAAGGCAAGUCUCAGGCGAAAGAGAAGUCGAGUAACAUAAACCACACUUUUUAGAGCAUAUCAGCCGUCAUCCUCGCAUAUACACUUGACAAACAAGAUGGAAAAGUUGGAUAUGACACGAAGAUAACGGAUAUUUGGCCAGAGUUUGGUCAGCACGGAAAAGAGAAUAUAACGAUUUUGGAUGCGGCGCUGCAUCGGGUAAGCGAAUAAUAUCACUAAUUUCCCGCGAUGAUGAUGCUUAUUAUUCUCGUAGGCCGGACUCGCUUACACAGAAGAGGUUUUGGAGAGAGAGGACAUCAUUAAACCGGACAAAAUUUCAAAGUUCUUCGAGAAGGCCAUUCCUAUGACUAACGGCUCCGAUGUCUUAUACCAUGCACUUACAUUUGGGUGAACUUUCAAGUUUUCAAAAAGACAAAAUAGUUGACUUACUUCUUCAGACUGCUUUUGGACCAAAUUGUGCGAAGAGUGGAUGAGAAGAAGAGAGGAAUUGCUGAAAUUCUUGAAGACGACUUUGUGAAAGUAUACGGUAAGAGUGAAAACAAGACUAAUUAUAUGUAUGCAUGAGCACGGCCCAUGCGUAACUUGAGACGCAUGCAGUAAACCGAAAGUGUCUGCCAAUGGAUAAAGGUUUCAGGUAUCAAAAAUCUCUCAAUCGGGCUGAAAUGUGAGACUCAAAAUGAGAAAGUUGCAAAAUUGACAGAUCUGGACGAGGAGGAAGUGAGAAGACAAGGUUUGUGGAGGGUUUUGGGGACAAAAUGGAAGAGGAAGAAGAAGAAGAAAAAGGAGGAGUGCAUCAUCAUCAUUUAUAGGUUCUCUUAAUCCGGAAGCUUUACGGAAAUUCAUGGCCGGGGAUAACAUCCACCACCAGAAGCUGUAUUCCAUAUUUCCCUGGAUUACAACAGAUGAUGUAUGGUGGUGAUUUGAUCAGCUCAAAAUAAAAACUUUUUUUUCCAGUACAAUCUACUGCCUAAUCGCCUUAUUCCAAUGCCUUCAAACAUGGGAAUCUCGAAUGCAGAGGGAUUGGCUCACUUCCAUUCACUAGUCGCCAAUAAGCAGAUAUUAUCCGAGAAAGCGUACAAAAUAUUGGAAAGCCCAGUUUUGGAGCAUGUUUAUGAUCACGCGAUUGGAUACGAAGAGAGCAAGGGAUAUGGAUUUCAAUACACUAAAAAUCCAAAGGUAUGUAUACCAAGCAUACCAAAGCAAUCCUCAAAAACUGCAAGCUUUCAGGGACAAUGGAUAUUCGGGCAUUCAGGGUUCGGCGGACAGAAUGUCAGGGUUGAUGUGAAUAAUGGGCUCACGAUUGCAUAUGUGUCGAAUGGAAUGAAAAUCACUGAUGCGGAUAUGGUGGAGUCAUGGCGUAACCUUGUGCAGGAAGUCUAUCGUGUGUUCUUUGGUCGUUAG
Molecule: messenger RNA, 1693 nt
Organism: Caenorhabditis sp. 36 PRJEB53466
Lineage: Eukaryota; Metazoa; Nematoda; Chromadorea; Rhabditida; Rhabditidae
Source: the annotation of a GenBank genome assembly